AUGGUUGCAGAAUUAUUGGAUUUGAAGGAGUAUGUGAAGUCUCAAUUUAUUGUUGUUACUGCUUUGUUUUCUGCUAUGCAGGAGAAGUUUGACACUGUUUUUGUGGAUGCUUUUGAUAAAGAAGUGUUGUUUAUAUGUGAAGAGAAUGAUUCUGAUGAUGAUGAUAAAGGGAGUGACAACGAUCAUGAGAAGAGUAAUGAAAAUGAAGAAGAGGCUAACGAGGAAGAAGAAGAGGAUAUUGGGAAAGACGAAGGCGAGGACAAGGGGGAAGAUAGAAAUUUUGGUGUAGAUAUUAAAGGAAAGCAAAAUGAGAUUAGUGAAGAAGAUGAUGAUGAGGUUGACAAUGAAGACACUGAGAGUGACACGGAACAUAAGGUGGCUGAUGUUGUAGCAACUGUAUCUGAUGUUGUGAAACUUAUGAAGGAGCGUGAAAUUGAUGCUUCUAAUGAAUCUAUGGAUUUUAGAGAUGAUGCAGCUACUUUUUCUUAG
Molecule: messenger RNA, 489 nt
Organism: Humulus lupulus (European hop)
Lineage: Eukaryota; Viridiplantae; Streptophyta; Magnoliopsida; Rosales; Cannabaceae
Exons: 3
Coding region: 1-489 (162 amino acids)
Source: RefSeq, a predicted model, not a curated record